This is a messenger RNA of Wasmannia auropunctata (little fire ant), 2203 nucleotides long. RefSeq names its product glucose dehydrogenase [FAD, quinone]-like. The transcript is spliced from 2 exons. The record is from RefSeq and is a predicted model, not a curated record. Bases 62 to 2005 code for a protein of 647 amino acids. NCBI's taxonomy places the organism in Eukaryota, Metazoa, Arthropoda, Insecta, Hymenoptera, Formicidae. Gene Ontology annotation, molecular function: flavin adenine dinucleotide binding; oxidoreductase activity, acting on CH-OH group of donors.
UAUUAUCGCGCCCCACUCAAGACACGUUCGUUAGUCAAUUGCUACUUGGAUAUCGGGCAAGAUGCCGAGGCUUCUUUACCUUCUCUGUGCUGUUGCCGUAAUCGUUCCGUUGCAGUCGAGCGGACAAUCGAUGUCGGAACAGUAUCACAGUCUUUACGGCGAUGAUGUGAGCGGACGCGAAUUGACAAAUAUAUUUGAGCUAAGUGUCGGGGCCUUAAACUUCCUGCAGCAGGGCCAACGUUAUAGAAGCCAGGAGAUACCGGAUACGGUUCCGCAGAGCGGAGCCGUAUACGAUUUCGUGGUAAUUGGCGCCGGCACAGCCGGCGCCACGAUAGCCGCGAGGCUAAGCGAGAUUCACCAGGUUGAGGUGUUACUGAUCGAAGCUGGAUCUAAUGAGAAUUUCCUCAUGGACAUUCCUAUUCUCGUUUACUUUCUGCAGCUAAGCAACGAUAUCAAUUGGAAGUACCGAACGAAAUCGUCCAACAAAUAUUGUCUCGGCAUGGACGACAACAAGUGUAAUUGGCCUAGAGGCAAAGUGAUGGGCGGUAGCAGCGUACUAAACUACAUGAUCGCAUCUAGAGGCGGCGCUGAGGAUUACGAUCGAUGGGCUAAGAUGGGAAACAAGGGUUGGGCUUACAAGGACGUCCUCGAAUAUUUCAAGAAACUGGAGACGAUCGAUAUCCCAGAGCUGCAAUCGGACACUAUUUAUCACGGAACUAAAGGGCCGUUGCACAUCUCUUACUCGUCAUUCCAUACAUUAUUGGCAGAGGCCUUUCUAAAAGCUGGGAAGGAACUCGGAUACCCGGUGUUGGAUUACAACGGGAAGAAUAUGAUAGGAUUCUCUUAUUUGCAGAGUACGAUCAUUAAUGGCACCCGCAUGAGCAGCAACAGAGCUUAUUUACACCCCGCGAGAGAUCGUCGGAAUCUUCACGUGACACGUGAGAGCAUGGUGAGAAAAGUGCUGAUCGAUCGUCAUACGAAUCGGGCUGUCGGCGUAGAGUUUGUCAAACACCGUCGAAUUAUCCGUGUAAUGGCAAGCAAAGAGGUGAUUUUGUGCGCAGGUGCCAUCGGAUCACCACAAUUACUAAUGUUGUCUGGCAUCGGUCCGGCAAAACAUCUUAGCAAACUCGGUAUAAAUGUCAUCCGGGACUUGCCGGGGGUUGGUGAAAAUCUGAUGGAUCACAUAGCUUUUGGCGGACUAACGUGGACAGUGGAUGAGCCGAUAGGUUUACGAUUUUCCGAGAUCACAAAUCCUACUCUUCCAUACAUAAAGGAUUUUCUGACGGGGCGAUCGGGACCACUCACGACCCCGGGUGCGUGCGAGGCUCUCGCUUUCAUCGACACCAAGCAUCCAAAAAAAUUUGAUAAUUUACCGGAUAUCGAACUGCUAUUUAUCGGUGGCGGAUUUAAAGGAGAUAUUAUUCUUCCAACUGUAAUGGGUUUCAACAAUCAAAUGCGUCAGAUAUGGGACAAAUAUCGUAACAAUUAUGGCUGGACUGUGUUACCGAUGUUGUUGAAACCAAAGAGUCGUGGACGGAUAAGACUAUUGGCCAACGACAUUAACGUCAAACCCGAGAUCGUGCCGAAUUAUUUCGACGAUCCAGAAGACGUCAAGACAAUGAUUGCCGGCAUUAAAGCUGCAAUGAGCGUCGGCCAGACAAAAGUAAUGCAAAAGUUUGGUUCACGAUUGUCGAAUGAUACUUUUCCUGGAUGUGAAAACUACGAGUACGAUACUUAUGCUUAUUGGGAGUGCGCGAUAAGAACGGCAUCUAUCACUAUUUAUCACUUUUCUGGCACUUGCAAGAUGGGACCGAGAGAGGACCCGACUGCUGUCGUCGAUCCGAAAUUAAAGGUGAUUGGUAUUCAAGGAUUACGAGUAGCAGAUGGGUCCAUCAUGCCCGAGAUUACAUCGGCGCACAUAAACAUACCAAUUUAUAUGAUUGCCGAGAAGUUGGCAGAUAUGAUCAAAGAAGAAUGGGGAUACUUGGACAAGUUACAAACGUAACGAUACAGUAUUAAUGAAGAGUUUCCGAUAUAAACUUUUAUUGAAAACUAGUAAUUCACGGUGAAUAACCAAAAGUAAAAGUUUAAAUAAGGUACCGGAAAAUUGACAUUAUGGAAAUAUUUGUAUAACCAGUAUUCAACUAUCAUUACAACAAUUAAUAUUUAGCUAGAUUUGAAUUAAAUUUGAUAAUACUUUUUA